AUGGAAGAAUUGGAAAGGUUAAAUCAGGAAGCUGGAGAAAAUGAAUGCUACAAGCUCUUGUUUUUAGCUAGACAUGGACAAGGCUUUCACAACGUAUGUGUGGAAAAAUACGGGAUGAGUGAAUGGCAUAGGAAGUGGCAUGCAAUGUCUACUGAUGGUGAAAUUGUGUGGGCGCCAGAUGCAGUGUUGACAGAAUUAGGUGUCAACCAAGCCAAAGAGAAUAAUCAAGCCUGGAAGGACCAAAUUGCGCAAGGAGCCCCGAUUCCAGCCAAAUUUUACGUCUCCCCGCUCCAGAGAUCAAGCUAUACCCUUGCCUAUACCUGGAAUGACAUCAAACCACAGGAAACCCGUCCCUUGGUCACCGAAUCUAUCCGUGAAACCAUAGGUAUCAACUUGUGCGAUAAGAGAUCCUCCAAGUCCAUAAUUCGUAAAAGAUUCGAAAAGUAUGGUUUCAUCAUAGAAGACCUGCUCACCGAAGAAGACGAAUUGUUCGAGCGUGAUACAAGAGAACAAUUGCACGAACAAGCCAUUCGUGUAAACGGUUUCUUGCAGGGCCUCUUCAAUGAAGACUGCGACCCAGAAACCAAGAUUACCAACAAGAAAUUGAAACUACAAAACUCUGUUAUCUCUACUACUUCACAUGCUGGAACUAUUAGAGCUUUUAUCAUGGUCUUGGGUCAUAGAAAUUUCACCAUCUCCACGGGUGGAAUGAUUCCAAUUGUGGUUAAGGGAACAAGAAAAAUAAACUAA
Debaryomyces fabryi is the source of this 750-nucleotide messenger RNA. RefSeq lists its product as uncharacterized. Gene Ontology annotation, cellular component: cytoplasm. The transcript has a single exon. Bases 1 to 750 code for a protein of 249 amino acids. Gene Ontology annotation, molecular function: phosphatase activity. The record is from RefSeq and is a predicted model, not a curated record. Lineage: Eukaryota; Fungi; Ascomycota; Pichiomycetes; Serinales; Debaryomycetaceae.